AUGGCAACUCGAAUCUCUGGGGCUACUAGUUUGACAAGGCUUGGCUACUUGACAUAUAAUUUAUCUCAAGGCGCCGUACCUUGCCACAGUGGGCUGCCAAGGUCUGGCUACGAUAUUUUUAUUUUUUAAAACUUUUUAAAGGAAAAAAUUGACUGUUUCAAAAUAUAUUUAUAAAAAUUUGGGUUUUUUUUUGAAAAUUGCUGAGAUUUGACAUUAAAGUACAAAAUAAAGAAUUAUUUGUUUUCCAGUCAACCGCCAUAAUUCUCGUCAACGAUUUGCUUCACGAAGAUCUCAAAGGCUCCAAAAAAUUCGCGGCGAAUUUGUCGCGAACCGGAAUCGCGCGAAUCAUUUGCGAAGAACUGUUGGCCAUCGAUUUCGAUUGGGCCGAAAUUGUUGGGAAAAAUGCGACGGCGGCGGGUUCGCGGAAUGCCGAACACGUGGCAAACUACAAUUUGUUGGUGGCGAUUUUGACGACGUUGACACGAUUCUCGGCAACUGAAAGUGGAUGGAAUGCGAUGACUGAAUUAGCAAUUACUGAGGUAUGGGAUUGGGGUACUGUAGGGAACAGUUCAGCGCGAAAAUGUAGCGUGUGUAGAAUUACUGUAAAAUUUUUUAAAUUUUUGGUUGAAAAUAGGCUAAAAAUAUCGGAUUAGCAAUGUUUUGAUCAAUUUCUGACCAGAAAAAAAUUCUGCAAAUUUUCUUCAGAAUACAGUAAUUUAUAAAAAUCCUACUAUGUACAGUAUUUUUUUUCAUCCCCAUUGUUUUUUUCCAGAUUUUAUCCGAAUUGAUUGUUUUUGUCGAACCACCAAAGGAGAUUUUCCUGAAACCCGAAAAUGUUAAAAUGUAAGUUCCACUCCAUCCCCCGUUUCCUUUCCUAAAUUCCCAUUUUCCAGAAAAGGAACACAAUCAUAUUUAUAUGCAAAUACUGUUGAUUUGGCUCUUCAUGUUUGCAAACAAUUGUGCACAAAAUCGAAGUGGAAAAAAUUGUCGCUGAAAGUUUUGGUGUUCAUCCAAACACUUGGUGAUGUAUUACAACAAUUGAUGAGAGCCGAAAUGAAUUGUGCAUUUUUGGAAACUGCUAGCAAUAUUGUUAAGGAGAUUUAUGUUAAUGGUUAGUUGGAAUUUGAAAGUGGAAAGAUCAUUGAAAAGAAACCAAAUUGAAUAAUUGAACAUAUGAGAUUUUGAAACAGUGGAUUUUUUAGGCUUACAAAUUCAUUUUUAAAAUGUUCAAUAAGAAUUUUUUUUUAGAAAAAGUUAUAAAAAAAGUUUGAGACAGUAAUUUUUCGAAAAGCUUUGAAAAUUCAAAUAAAAAACAUUUGGAGUAGUGGAUUUUUAGUUUAAAAACGUUUUUACUGUUUCAAAAUUUUGAAAAAUAUUGUUUGACUACAUUUUUGUUUGUUUCUUGCGGUAUUUACUGAAUUAGUUAUUCACAAUAUUUCUGACUCUUCUUAAUUCUAAAUUUUUUUCCAGUCAUUAUCUUUAAUUUUUCCAGACGAAUCAAUAAAUGCAGCAAUCGAUAGUGAAAAUGUACUUCGUCAACUUCGAACUUUUUCCUCCUCUUCCUCCUCAAAUUCCACCAAUUAUUCAUCAUCUGAAAAUCAUCACAAAAUCAACACAAAUUCGUCUUUCGCAGCUCCUCGACAAUUAUUUUCAACAUUAGUUCCAAUUUAA
Messenger RNA from Caenorhabditis angaria, 1671 nucleotides. Lineage: Eukaryota; Metazoa; Nematoda; Chromadorea; Rhabditida; Rhabditidae. The record is from the annotation of a GenBank genome assembly.